AUGAAACGAGGAACCUUCAAGGCCUAUGUUAAUGACGAAAUAGAACGUAUCGAUGCGGACUUCCUCAACAACUACCCUAACAAAGAUGACAGACGCCUUUUAGCAUACAAUCCUCGAGCGCUCGCAGAUUUUUCACUCGACCGCUGCUCAGAAGGCGAUGAUGAAGAGCGGCAACAACUUCUGGACUGGCAUUUAUUCAAAGACUUGGCUCGCACCACAUCCUACGAAGAAAGCCCUCCGGACCCAGACGAUCCCGAACUCACCUUUAGCCUUGAAGAUGCUCCAGAAAGUAGUGAAGGUGACUUAAGGCACUAUAGUUUAGCAAAACGAUAUGAAGAUUUCGACCUGAACAAUGCUGUAUACCCUUCCAUUACACGUUUCUACAACGAAAUGAAGCAGGCAUUAGAUGCCCAGCUCGUGAAUAAGCCUCAUGAAUUCAAUAAUAUUGAUCUACUGGCUUUGGAUAAGCACAUUAUACUGGAUGUGAUUGAAUUCAACGGAGAUUUCGAAAACGGAUUUGUUGACUAUGUACCGACAAACGCAAACUUCUUCAAUAGAGGAUGCCCCAGCUAUUUUAUUAUGGAAGCCGACAUACUUGAUCCAAAUCUUCGUCAACAGCAAAAUUAUGGAUUCCAUUGA
Molecule: messenger RNA, 639 nt
Organism: Cylicocyclus nassatus
Lineage: Eukaryota; Metazoa; Nematoda; Chromadorea; Rhabditida; Strongylidae
Source: the annotation of a GenBank genome assembly